CACUGUCCCUGUAGCACCAUGCUAACUUGCACCACCAUACUCCAUAUCCAGGUGGUUCUGGAGCCUAUGAGAGGUUCAGUUCUGAUUUAAAAGCUUCAAGCAAUAUCAUCACUAGCUAUAGUGGAAAGUGUUUCAACAGCUGAUUACUGUCACUAUUAAAAAUAGCCAUUUUGGUUCUGUUUCUGAAUUGGUCUGGCUUCUGCUCUUGGUUGCUCAAUCUUGCUUUAUCUCUGCCUGGAUUAAAUGAGAUGGUUGCUUUCAAGUAUUCAUUGUUUGUAAACACUCUUUGGACUGAGAGCAAUGAACCUCCAUUACAGACACAUAUGUAGUGCCCUGUCAUGUCUUGACUGUAUUCUGAAGAGUUGCAAUUCAAAUAAUAAUAAAAGGAAGGGUGGAUUUUUCUGCUUCCAUUUAGUCUUUCCUAUGAAGUCAGACCUUGUUCUUUUUUAUCCAAGUUCCUUUCAGACAAACACAUGCUGUUGGUUAGGUUGCUGAUUAAGGAUGAUGCUUAAUACCUAGCAAAGGAAGACCCAGUGGGAACCCAGGCACUGGCACAGGCUGCCCAGGGAGGUGAUGGGGUCACAAACAUGGGAAGUGUUCAAGAACCUUGGAGAUGUGACUUGGAGAUAUGGUUAGUGGGCAUGGUGGGAUGGGUUGGGGUUGGAUUUGGUGAUCUUAGAGGGCUUUUCCAACCUUAGUGAUUUUGUGAUCCUGAGAAAAUCAGCAGGCUGGGUUACCCUGUGGUGGCCUCCACUGAUGGACAGAUUGCAGACAGCUGAUGCAAGUUGACACCCAAAAAGUAAUGUGAGGAGAGGAGUCCCACCUCAAGGGACCAUUAUUAUUGUCUGUGGCAUGCUGAAAGCUCACAGCCCCAGCUUGCAUAUAACUUACUGUGUGGUAUGAAGCAAAACCUGAAGGAAGAGGAAGGUCUUUUUUUAAACUAGCUGAUCUAGGUUGAAAAAAAAAAAAAAACACACACAAAAAAAGCCAAGAAAAUAAAACUUCAUAGACAAACUUUUAAGCAUGCAAGCUUUGUUUUCAGUGCAUUGCCAUGUGUCGUCACAGCUACAACAGUGCUGCCAUGAGGGUAGUAUACGGGUGAGCUAAGAAUAGGAGAUUUCCUUGAGAAAUGUUUUUGUUUAUUUUAUUUUGGUAUUUUAUAUUGUCUGAACCUCGUUGACCUUUUCCUUAAGGGUCCUAGAAGAAUAGAGAGUAUUGUUGUCAUAAGGAUGGCAGCUGUGAACAGCCUUGUUUCCCUGGCUUCUUCCUUGUGAGCUGCCAGGUUUUGCUGGCAAAACUGGAAGAAAAUCUUUAAGUGGACACACCUCUGAACUUUGGUGGUUUUGCUGCUGGUUUAGAGGAAGAUAAUACCAGCAUCCAGGGAGCAAUACUAGGAAUGGAAAUUUAAGAUUGCAAGUUGGUCAUCCAGUGAUGACCAUUGGAGAAAGUGCAUUGUUGCAAAGAUCUGCCUGCUGGGAAGCAGCAGUUGAGCACAGGUCUUCUCUUGGGAAUGUUUUCAGGGAUUUUUUUAAAGAUAUUUUUUGGAAUGGGGUAACUGGACAGUAGUGAGAAGGGGCAAAUGAAGGGUGGUGGCACUUAGGGAGGUGUGGGCAGCAUGGUGAUGGACAUUGAGAAAAGAGAGCAGGUCUGGGAAAUGAAUUGAGUAAAAUACCAUGAGUAAGGCACUCAGAUAAGUAAGAGGUAAGAGGAUCAAAGAUGCAUUUUUAAGACACGAUGGAGAUGAUGUGUGUAUAUAUAUCAUAAUUGGAUGUAACCCUGGCUGGUGGCUUGGCAAAUAAUGACGGUAGGACAUCACACACUAAAAAAAAAUAAGGUAUUUUAUGUGCUUAUCUUACUUAUGAACCUCCCAGUGUAUGAAUAAUACUGAAAUCAACUGCAGUGAGGAUUCAUGUAUGUUUUAUUGUCUGUACGUUUCACAAUGAAGCAUGCAUUUCAUUGGGAAGCCUAAGCUCUUGCUAAAUCUUAAUUGCCUUCCCCUGCUGAUCAUACAGUAAAGGUUGUUGGCUAAUUAAGGGUGGUUUCUAAAUCAGGAUUCUGAACACACAAAACAACCUGUUAUUUUCUCUUGUGUCUAGACAGCUCACCUAAUCCAAUAUUAAAAUUCUGAAAGAGAAGGGAAAAACAUUUUCUUAAAGCUUUCAUGUGAAGAAUUCACAUGAGCUUGCCAAAGCCAGGAUUAGGAAAGCUGUACUUCAAAAGCUGAGCUACAGCUGUUCGUAUGGGGUGUAGGUGGCAGAAGAGAUGUUUCUUUACUGUGGCAACUGAAGUGCUCACAUUGAUGUGUUGUCUGGAGACUGCUUGAGAAGUGGAGAGCGUUGUAAAAUGUCUGUGGGUUGUAGUAAGUCUGGAAGGCAUUUCUCUUAAGGGCUGGGUAAUAAGGCUGUGGAGCUCCUCACCACAGAGCUGAUGUGAAGGCCAGAAGUAGAGAGGUGUUCAAAAAGGAGGAGGCAAAUGUAAGGGAAGUCCCCAGGGGUUGUUACUGUCAGAGGUGCGGAUGUUGGCUCUACUGUAUGACAUCCCUACUGGACUUACUGCUGGGAGCUUGCUGGCCUUAAAUUAGGAGAGCAUUGUUCCAAUUUGUACCAAUCAUGCUCUUCAAUAUGACUUUCUGUGGCCAUUCCUAGGCACCCUUUUCUUUGCCCUUCAUACUCCAGUGAUGGGCUUCCCCAAGGCUUUGAGUAGAGAGGUCCCAGUGUUCAUGGCCAAUUUUAAAGAUCUUGAAAGAACCCAAAGAAAUCUCACUUCUUACUUUGUUAGAUGAAAAGUCAAUAAAUUGGCAUGCUUGGGUUGGAAAGUAAGGGAGCACUGGUUGAUCCAUGGGCUGUUUGCUCCUUGAGAAGCUUUGGUACAAGGUCCCAUGAAAUAUAGUGGCUUCACUUAACCUCCAGAGAAGAUGAGCAGUGAUGGAAGUUAUCUGCAACUGGGAUCUUAACCCAUCUCAUCGCUCCUGUAGGGAGGGACCUUUGCAUCCUCCUCUUCUCUUCCUGCUCCAGAGCUUUUCAGUUGAUUGCAAAACCAAGGGGAAAACGUUCUUGCUACCACUUCCUCAAAGUAUUGCAGUGCUUUUGAGGACAGCUUGUUCAGCAGUAAGUCCAGCACCUCGUGUUGGCAGCUCACAGCUUUCCUACCUGCCAAAUGACCACACGUGGACUAGAAAGCACUGAGUGCUUGACAUGUUUGACUUGGAAAUAACUCUUCAAACACCGGUGGCUGGCUCCCUGUGACAGACAUCUGCUAGCCAAGAUCUGCUCAUCAGGAGGUGAUGGCUGUUAACAGCAGUAGCAGUUUUUGACGUGGCUCUGUGUUGCCUGUUCCGUUGUCCAGUGGCAGUUGGAGCACACUGCAUAGGCAGUAAGUUGUAGCCACUGUGCUACUAUCCCUUGCAGCACGCAGGGUCAUAUACGGCAAUAGUUGAGCAGUUUCUCAAGCACAGAGGUUUGAAACUUCUCCUGGUGAUGCAAGGGAGUAACAGGAGUCUUUGAUGCUGGCCAGAUGUUUGGAGAAUUGGGAAAGAGCUCAGAAAGGAAUAUCCAGCAGCUUGGCAGCAGGUUCCUUAGAAAGAGAGCUUGGACGGCAUGCAAAGUUGUGAAAUAUCUGGAGACAGCACGGAUGAUCCUCUUAGUAGUGGCCUACGGAGAAAACGACAACCUCGAAUAGUAGUUAUUGGUGCUGGGCUUGCAGGCCUGUCUGCAGCAAAAGCGCUCUUGGAAAGUGGUUUCACGGAUGUAACUAUCCUUGAGGCAACUGAUCGAAUUGGAGGCCGCGUCCAAAGUGUGAAACUUGGGCACGCCACUUUUGAACUGGGAGCUACGUGGAUUCAUGGUUCACAUGGAAACCCAGUCUAUCAUCUAGCAGAAGACAAUGGUUUACUUGAAGAGACUACUGAUGGUGAGAGAAGCGUUGGCCGGAUCAGUCUUUACUCCAAGAAUGGGGUGGCUUAUCACCUUACCAACAAUGGGCAAAGGAUCCCAAAAGAUGUGGUUGAAGAAUUCAGUGAUUUAUACAACGAGGUCUAUAACCUGACUCAGGAGUUCUUCCAACGAGGUAAACCAGUCAAUGCUGAGAGCCAGAAUAGUGUGGGCGUCUUCACACGGGACGUAGUCCGCAAACGUGUCAAGGCUGAUCCAGAUGACACAGAAGCUGUCAAGAGGUUGAAACUAGCCAUGAUCCAGCAGUACCUUAAGGUAGAGAGUUGUGAGAGCAGCUCCCACAGCAUGGAUGAGGUCUCGCUCAGCGAAUUCGGGGAAUGGACGGAGAUCCCUGGGGCUCAUCACAUCAUUCCAUGUGGUUUCAUUAAAAUCGUGGAGAUUUUAGCCCGUUCCAUUCCUGAAUCUGUCAUUCAGCUCCGCAAGCCGGUCAAAUGCAUCCACUGGAACCAGUCAGUCAGCAAGGAGAUUGAGAGAGUGGCUGACCACAACAGUGACCUCCCUGAGGAGGACAAGGGCUCCAAUGUCUUCGUGGAGUGCGAGGACUGUGAGUUUAUCCCAGCUGACCACGUCAUUGUGACCGUGUCCCUGGGAGUCUUGAAGAAACGCCAUGAAAGCCUCUUCCAUCCCCGCUUGCCCGAGGAGAAGGUGAUGGCCAUUGAGAAACUGGGCAUCAAUACCACUGACAAGAUUUUCCUUGAGUUCGAAGAGCCUUUUUGGAGUUCUGAAUGCAACAGCAUCCAAUUUGUCUGGGAAGAUGAGGCGGAGAGUGAGAGUUUGACUUACCCCGAGGAGCUGUGGUACAAGAAGAUCUGCAGCUUCGAUGUACUCUACCCACCUGAGCGGUACGGCCAUGUGCUGAGUGGCUGGAUCUGUGGAGAAGAGGCUUUGAUCAUGGAGAAGUGCGAUGAUGAAACUGUGGCUGAAACCUGCACCGAAAUGCUACGGAAAUUUACAGGGAAUCCAAACAUUCCAAAACCUCGUCGGAUCCUGCGGUCCUCCUGGGGCAGCAAUCCCAAUUUCCGUGGAUCCUAUUCCUAUACCCAAGUUGGGUCUAGUGGGGCUGACGUGGAGAAACUUGCUAAGCCACUGCCUUAUGCUGAGAGCUCCAAAACUACUCCGAUGCAGGUGAUGUUUUCAGGUGAGGCCACUCACAGGAAGUAUUAUUCCACUACCCACGGUGCUGUGCUUUCUGGGCAGAGAGAGGCUGCUCACCUCAUUGAGAUGUACCAGGACCUCCUGCAGUGCCGGAGCUAAAAGGCCCCGUGUUUGCAACCACCACCAACUUCCCAUUCAUUUUCCAGGUGUGUGGAGGAGAUUCCUUUUUUUUUUUUUUUUUUUUAAUUUUAUUUUUAUUUCAAUUCACAGUAGAACAGCCUUUAUCUUUUCCUAUUAAAAACAGAAAAAAGAAAAAAAAAAAACGCCCUGUUUUAAAAACCUGGUCAUCAAUAGCUUCAUUUCUGUGUGCUGUAUUGUUAACAGGGAAGGGUGCUCUUUUUGUCUGUUGAACUGUUGUCAUUUUAAUUCUAACUGCACUUUCAGUGCCUAUCUUUUUUUUUUCCUUUCUGUAUUGUAAGUGCCUUCUAUACUAAAAUAAAUGUUGUAAUAAAAAGAC
Messenger RNA from Phasianus colchicus (ring-necked pheasant), 5562 nucleotides. The record is from RefSeq and is a predicted model, not a curated record. NCBI's taxonomy places the organism in Eukaryota, Metazoa, Chordata, Aves, Galliformes, Phasianidae.